Molecule: messenger RNA, 950 nt
Organism: Eutrema salsugineum
Lineage: Eukaryota; Viridiplantae; Streptophyta; Magnoliopsida; Brassicales; Brassicaceae
Product: eukaryotic translation initiation factor 5A-3
Exons: 5
Coding region: 242-718 (158 amino acids)
Biological process (GO): positive regulation of translational elongation; positive regulation of translational termination
Molecular function (GO): ribosome binding; translation elongation factor activity; RNA binding
Source: RefSeq, a predicted model, not a curated record
GACGCCGCACGUGUAGGGCCGCGUCAUUUGCACGCGAAAUCCGGACGGUAGAUUUGAGAAAGAAGUUCCAAUCCAACGGCUGAAAAAGGAAUAGAUGGUUCUUCUCCCUUUCUUCAGUGUUCUAUAAAAACUGAAAACCAGUCGGUGACUUUGACACAAGUUUCUCUGAAACCAAUUGUUUCACCAAUUUCUCUGUGCGUGGCUCUCACUGAUCUUCUCCUCUUCCAAAACUAGCUGAACCAUGUCGGACGAGGAGCACCACUUCGAGUCAAGCGACGCGGGAGCUUCAAAGACUUAUCCUCAGCAGGCUGGUAACAUCCGUAAGGGUGGUUACAUCGUCAUCAAGGGCCGUCCCUGCAAGGUGGUUGAGGUUUCGACUUCAAAGACAGGCAAGCACGGUCAUGCCAAAUGUCACUUUGUUGCCAUUGAUAUCUUCACUUCCAAGAAGCUCGAAGACAUUGUUCCUUCUUCCCACAAUUGUGAUGUUCCACAUGUGAACCGUACUGACUAUCAGUUAAUUGAUAUCUCUGAAGAUGGCUUUGUCAGCCUUCUUACUGACAAUGGUAGCACCAAGGAUGAUCUCAAGCUCCCAACAGAUGAAGCUCUUCUCACACAGCUCAAAGCUGGAUUUGAAGAGGGCAAGGAUAUUGUCGUCUCUGUCAUGUCUGCAAUGGGAGAGGAGCAGAUGUGUGCCCUGAAGGAAGUUGCUCCUAAGUGAUAAAGUAAGCAUUUUGCUCUGCUUCUCUUUUACAGAGGAUGUAUCAAUAUCAUCAGUUUGACAGAGUCAAAAUAUAUAAGAAAAAGUUUGGUCUUUUCUUUUCUUUUUCUUCCUAGUAAAUUACGCCCAUAUGUGUUUGAUCAAAGACACACCAUACCCAUCUUAGUAUUGGUUUUGGUUGUGGAUAAGUCACUGUUAACAGUUCCAAAGCUAUACUAUAGUAUUAUAACCA